Eptesicus fuscus (big brown bat) is the source of this 500-nucleotide messenger RNA. RefSeq names its product trafficking protein particle complex subunit 2-like protein. Gene Ontology annotation, biological process: endoplasmic reticulum to Golgi vesicle-mediated transport. The transcript has a single exon. The record is from RefSeq and is a predicted model, not a curated record. NCBI's taxonomy places the organism in Eukaryota, Metazoa, Chordata, Mammalia, Chiroptera, Vespertilionidae. Bases 61 to 387 code for a protein of 108 amino acids. Gene Ontology annotation, cellular component: cytoplasm; TRAPP complex; nucleus.
UGUGGGUGGUGGUGAUCGCCAAGGAGUGUCCCCACGGAGAAUGAGCUGAAGUUCCACUACAUGGUGCACACGUCCCUGGACGUGGUGGGUGAGAGGUUAUCUGCAAUGGGGAAGGCCCUGGUGGACCAGAGGGAGCUUUACCUGGGCCUGCUGCACCCCACAGAGGACUACAAGGUAUAUGGCUACGUGGCCAACUCCAAGGUGAAGUUUGUGUUGGUGGUGGAUUCUUCCAACACAGCGCUUCCUGAUGAGAUUCGCAGUAUGUUCUGGAAGCUGCACAACUCCUACACAGAUGUGAUGUGUAACCCCUUCUAUAACUCAGGGGACCGCAUUCAGUCCAGGGCCUUCGAUAGCAUGGUGCCAUCUAUGAUGAUACAGGUCUGUUGAGUGAGAAACUUGCUGCCUGUUGAUUGAAGAGAAGUGUUUUGUACAUAACUGUAUUGUGUAGAUGUGUAUUUAUUAUCAUUUACCCCCCAUGGGGGCAAGGCAGGUGGGGUGCA